GCGAGAGACAGGGGCAGAGCCACGCUCCGGGACUCAGAGAUAGAGCCGGAGCCUCAACAAGACUUGACUGCAAAUCUCAAAGACGACGGAGGGAAGCAGUUCGUGCACCUGACCUUUGCAGGGAUGGCAUUCCCUGUGGAUUUACUUGCUGAGUUGGAGCAUGAAGACAUUGAGCAUUCUGCAGAGGAAUACAUGUCUAAUCUUCUGUACGCUGAUCCUGAGAAGCUGGAGUAUUUCACAUUACCCAACAGAAGGAAGAUUCCAGUUAGUCUGUCCUCUAUUGCUUUUGUUCCACUCUAUGGUGGCGAUACGACGUAUAAAGUUCUGGCUUUGUUUGCCCCUGAAAAUCAGUUCACAGCUGUGGCCUUGUACCUAGUGGAUAGGUGGUGGGCAAUUGAUGACAUCAUCAAAACUGCUGAGUCCUCCCGUCAGGGGCCCUUGCAGGUAACGUCACUUGGGGAGCGAAUUGUGUUGUAUGUUUUGAACCGCAUCAUUUACAGAGCACAGGAAAUGAGUGGCGACGAGCUCCCUUUUCUUUGCCACGGUGUCACUGAAUAUGCUAAAAUUCUCUGGAAGUCUGGGAAAGCGAUUGGAUUCUACUCCAUCAAAAUAGCAGGAAGCAAAUGCGAUACUUUCCUGACUCAGUGCUACCAGCUGCCAAUACUAGACACCAUCUUUGUGAGGAAGAAGCACCGUGGGAAGGGAUAUGGUCUACAGAUGCUGGAGGAUUUUGUUGACUGUUUCACAGAAGAUACACUGGGUCUGAAAUACCCACUCUCAGCCUCCAUGUACGGAGUUUGCAGGAAGUAUUUGAACAAUUAUCCUGAUGACCACAGCCUUCUUUGGGAGGUUGAAGGUGUUGGGCACCCGUUCCAGCGAGUUCGUAUUGCAGACAGACUACUGACACAGAUCUCCCCCGUAAAAGGUAUGGAUGUCUCACAUGCUGAUGAACAUGGACCAGUAAGAGGAGAAUCUUCAUCCCUAAACUUAACAGAGAGCGAAACUGGAAAGCAACUGUUUAACAAAGUGGAGAGGCAACCAAAUAUCUCGGAACUGUCUACUGAAUUGCAUGCUCGCCAAGAACUGCCAGGUGCCUCUUCAGUCCUUUCUGAAGAGCUAACAAGACCACCUGUUGCUAAACGAGGAAGAAGCAGCCAAUCCAAACGUUCCAAACCAGGAAAAUGUCAUGUUGAUUCAGAACGAAAGCAUUUAAAUGAUAAAGAGAAGGCAAUUGUGCCAGCAGUGCCUAAGGAUCAAUUAAACAGUUCUGAAGCCAGGAGAGAUGGAAGUGACAAUGCUCCACAAACAAUUGGAAAUCAGGAAACAUGUGCUUUUCCAGAAGGUCCCACAGAAGUAACAGCAAGUGAUGUUGUGUUGGGCCACACUGACCUCCUGGAACAGGAUGUUGAGGAUAAGGAAUCUUCAUCUGAGACAAUUCCAGAACCAGUAAACUGUGAAAUGACAGAUCAGGUUGUUCAGGACUCAACCAAGGCUGCACAGGUAAUUCCUGAUGACCAAGUUAAGGCUGUGGAGGUGAUUCCUGAGGACCCAGCCAGCGCUGAAGAAGAGAUUCUCAAGGACUCGACCGAGGCUGAAAAGGAGAUUCUCAAGGACUCAACCAAGGCUGAGGAGGAGAUUUCCAAGGACUUGAUUAAGGCUGAGGAGGGGAUUCCUGAGGACUCAACCAAGGCUGAGGAGGAGAUUCCCGAAGACUCGGCCAACACUGAGGAGGCGAUUCCCAAAGACUCAACCAAGGUUGACGAGAUUCCAGAGGACACAACCAAGGCGGAUGAGAUUCCUGAGGACUCAGACAAGGCUGAGGGGGGGACCCCUCAUCAGUCAACAAAGACUGAAGAUGAGGAUACUCCAGAUUUAACAAAGUCUGAGAAAGAAAUUGCUCAAGAUGCAAUGAGGGAUAAGGAAGUGAUCAUUCAGGAUUCAACAGAAGUGGAUGAGGAAGUGAAUGAAUCUAUGAAUGGAGCACCUGCUGAUCAGUUAGAGAAUGAGCCUGAAGGACCCAAAUCUGUAGAAGAAUUGAAAGGUCAUAGUGAAGGCAACAUGAUGAAAAAGGAUGCAGAGCUUGAAGAGGAAAAUGCUGAAGAGGUUCUUACACCGAAUGAAGGUGAAGAGUCUGAACCAUUGCAGGGUCCAGCAGUUAACAGCAGUCCUUCCAACCACCAUGCACCUGUUCCAAAUAAGGCUGCAUUGGCUGAAAGCAGGGAAUUGCCUGAUGUGCAAGCUAAUGCAAAGCCAUCUGAUAAUGGCCAUGUUUCAGUUAAUGAGGAAGUAUCUCAGCACAGUGCUUUGGAAGGUGAGGGCAUUUCUGAUGAUUUUUCGAAGACUGCUUCUGCACAACAUGAAAGUGAGCCAGGGGAGUCCAAUGCCCCAAUAGACCUCAGUUUAGGUCCCUUACUUGUGAUUGAACUUGAGGAUGUUUCAUUGAAGCAGGUUUCCACUGUACAGCUGUCAGGAGAUGAAAACAAAGAGUCUGAUGAUCUGAAAGAUCAACCUUCACCUGCUGUGGUUGAGAAGGCUGCUGACAGCAGCUCGGAGGAGAUGGAAAUGGAAGUACCAGUUGUGGACAGACGAAAUCUGAGAAGGAAAGUCAAGGGAAACAAAGGACCUCCCAAGAAACGAAGCAAGGUUUCAAAAAGGAGAAAAGUCCACACCUGUGAGGAAACUGUUCUAUAAACAUCAGAUCUUAUUAAUUUUGGAAUGUAACUGGAACACACUGAUCCUACAAAUGUUUAGUUUAGUAAUUAUUACAGGAGAAUGAUCAGUAAGACUAAUUUAAUAGCAUCUGGGUUGUAGUUUUUGUUCUUUCAGUUUUGGGACUGUUUUUAAAUACUCUUGACAGUAAUAUUUUGAUACUGUAUCUAAAAUGUGGACUGUUAACUCCAUCACCACAAUUUUUCAGUUUUACUUCAGUGGUUAAGUUUGGUAAUCCAAAGAACAACUUCUGUGUUGAUAGCCUGCUUGGUGCAUCAUAAGCAGUUGAAUUAGACCAGUACAAUACAGCACUUUGGUACGUUUCCUGUGAUUUCAAACAGGGACAUCUGGACGCUGAGAUAUUCCAACCUUUCCAGUUGUAGUAAUUAGCAUUUGUUCUUAGAUAUUUAAUGUCUAAUGUUAAAAUAAACUUCUAAUUUUAUGUCUUUGUUCUAGUAUAGAAUCAAAGCAUUGAGGGGGCAGUCAGUUGUCAGGGACUUCACACUAUUGACUAACUGGCAGAACCUGCUCAAUGACAAGAUUUGUUUCUAAGAGGUUUAUUUGAUCUAACAUUCACAAUGUUAGACACAGUUUUACUGAUGGAAAUCAGUGCUGCAGAAUGCUUAAAAUUUCUACAUUCUGAAAUGCAAUGCAAAGAAUAUCUUUUUAGCCAAGCACUAUGGAUUUUUUUGUUAUGAAAGCACAACCACUGAAUGAGAGAGAAUUCGUACUUUUUACAUUGUUAUAUAGUGUUUUAAGAGAAAAUGUUUUUGUGGAGUCUGAGUGCAAUGAAACACUAUAAUAAUUUAAAAUAAAAAUGCAGAUUAGUAAAAACUUAUUAUAAUUAGAGCUGCUCACUUUUCCCUACAGUGCUUUUUACAUUGUUGUAAGGGUGGUUAAUGAGUUCACCUGCAUCCUGUUGUGGUUGCGUUUUCCAAUCUGUUAUGGUUUUACAGCUGUAGUGUUUUCAAUACUGUCCUAAUAUCUGCUUUCUACUUAUGUUAGUCAGAAAAUGCAAAACUAUUUAAUUCUGUCUCUAUUUUUUAUAAUUUCACAGUUCUAGGCUUUUUGUCAUUUUAACAGUGAGUCUAAGGGUGGGGGGAAUGUUGAAAUCUUUAAAUACAUUCUGCUAUUUGAGUAGAUAACCAUUAUGUAUUUAGUAAUUUACAUUGGUACUGUAGAAUGUCAGAAGUUUUUUGUGUAUGAUGCAUAGUUUUUAUAGUGAAUGUCGUAAUAAAAGAAUUUUGUUUUUUCUUG
Carcharodon carcharias (great white shark) is the source of this 3966-nucleotide messenger RNA. Its product is annotated as soluble lamin-associated protein of 75 kDa-like. The record is from RefSeq and is a predicted model, not a curated record. The transcript is spliced from 14 exons. Bases 124 to 2691 code for a protein of 855 amino acids. Lineage: Eukaryota; Metazoa; Chordata; Chondrichthyes; Lamniformes; Lamnidae.